Mustela lutreola (European mink) is the source of this 6232-nucleotide messenger RNA. It is a transcript of the gene BAZ1B, whose product is annotated as bromodomain adjacent to zinc finger domain 1B. The coding region runs from base 379 to 4824 and encodes 1481 amino acids. Gene Ontology annotation, molecular function: histone H2AXY142 kinase activity; protein binding. Gene Ontology annotation, biological process: chromatin remodeling. The transcript has 20 exons. The record is from RefSeq and is a predicted model, not a curated record. Lineage: Eukaryota; Metazoa; Chordata; Mammalia; Carnivora; Mustelidae. Gene Ontology annotation, cellular component: WICH complex.
GUUAGUGUGUGCAUUGGCCGGGCGGGGGGGAGGAGGGGAAUCUCCCGCCAUUUUUCAAUAAUUUCCUCCGGUGCAGCUGAGGAGGAGUCGUGACUGCCGACCGCGGGGACCCGCAGCGAAGGUUGGGCCGGAGGCUGCCGGGCGGCGCGGCGGUGUGCGUGGGAGUUCCGUGUCCUCGCGUCCCGUUGCAUGGCCCUCGCGCGGCCGCGCCAGCACUGAGGGAGCCGAGUUCGCGCCGCCCUCUCACCCCUCCCCUCCCCCACCCCACCCCCGGGAACCAGGCGCUCGCUCCGGGCCGCGGGGCCUAGUGCUGCGCCGCGGGCUCGCCGAGGAGCCGCCGCCUUCCGGGCCGCCGCCGCCGCCGCCGCUGCAGCCGCGAUGGCGCCGCUCCUGGGCCGCAAGCCCUUUCCGCUGGUGAAGCCGCUUCCCGGCGAGGAGCCGCUCUUCACCAUCGCGCACACUCAGGAGGCCUUCCGCACCCGGGAAGAGUAUGAGGCCCGCCUGGAAAGGUACAGUGAGCGCAUUUGGACGUGUAAGAGUACCGGGAGCAGUCAGCUGACACACAAGGAGGCCUGGGAGGAGGAACAGGAAGUUGCUGAACUUUUGAAGGAGGAGUUCCCGGCCUGGUACGAGAAACUUGUUCUGGAAAUGGUUCACCAUAACACAGCCUCUUUAGAGAAAUUAGUAGAUACUGCUUGGUUGGAGAUCAUGACAAAAUACGCUGUGGGAGAAGAGUGUGAUUUUGAGGUUGGGAAGGAAAAAAUGCUCAAGGUGAGGAUUGUGAAGAUUCAUCCUUUGGAAAAAGUAGAUGAAGAGGCCGCUGAGAAGAAAUCGGAUGGUUCCUGUGACUCUCCCUCCAGCGACAAAGAGAACUCGGGUCAGAUUCCUCAGGAUCAUCAGAAGAAGGAAGCGAUCGUAAAAGAGGAAGAAGGAAGGAGAGAGAGUAUUAAUGACAGAGCACGUAGAUCUCCACGAAAACUCCCUACUUCAUUAAAAAAAGGAGAAAGGAAAUGGGCUCCACCAAAAUUUCUGCCUCACAAAUACGAUGUGAAAUUACAAAAUGAAGAUAAGAUCAUCAGUAAUGUGCCAGCAGACAGCUUGAUUCGUACAGAACGCCCGCCAAAUAAGGAGAUACUUCGAUACUUUAUACGGCAUAACGCGUUACGGGCCGGUACUGGUGAAAAUGCACCGUGGGUGGUAGAAGACGAGUUGGUGAAAAAAUACUCCCUCCCUAGCAAGUUCAGUGACUUUUUACUUGAUCCAUACAAGUACAUGACUCUCAACCCUUCUACUAAGAGGAAGAAUACUGGAUCCCCAGACAGGAAGCCCUCAAAAAAAUCCAAGACAGACAACUCUUCUCUGAGUUCACCACUAAAUCCCAAGUUAUGGUGUCACGUACACUUGAAGAAAUCCUUGAAUGGUUCGCCACUCAAAGUGAAGAACUCCAAAAAUUCCAGAUCUCCAGAAGAACAUUUGGAAGAAGUAAUGAAGAUGAUGUCACCCGCCAAGCUCCACAGUAACUUUCACAUUCCUAAGAAGGGCCCUCCUGCCAAGAAAUCGGGGAAGCACAGCGAUAAACCUUUGAAAGCAAAGGGCAGAAGCAAAGGCAUCCUUAAUGGACAGAAAUCUACAGGUAAUUCCAAGUCUCCCAAAAAGGGCUUGAAGACUCCUAAAACCAAAAUGAAGCAGAUGACUCUGUUGGAUAUGGCCAAAGGCACUCAGAAGAUGACACGAGCCCCACGGAACUCUGGGGGUACAGCCAGGUCCUCUAGUAAACCCCACAAACAUCUGCCUCCCGCUGCCCUACACCUUAUUGCCUACUACAAAGAAAACAAAGACAGGGAGGACAAGAAGAGUGCCCUGUCCUGCGUCAUCUCCAAAACUGCUCGCCUUCUCUCCAGCGAAGAUCGAGCCCGUCUCCCAGAAGAGCUGCGAAGUCUUGUUCAAAAACGCUUUGAGCUUCUCGAGCACAAAAAGCGGUGGGCCUCGAUGUCUGAAGAGCAGCGGAAAGAAUAUUUGAAAAAGAAACGAGAGGAGCUGAAAGAAAAGUUGAAGGAGAAAGCCAAGGAGCGGAGAGAGAAGGAAAUGCUUGAGAAGCUAGAAAAACAGAAGAGGUACGAGGACCAGGAGUUACCGGGCAAAAGCCUUCCAGCAUUUCGACUGGUGGACACCCCUGAAGGGCUGCCCAACACGCUCUUCGGGGAUGUGGCCAUGGUGGUGGAGUUCUUGAGCUGUUACUCGGGGCUGCUCUUACCGGAUGCCCAGUACCCUAUUACUGCUGUGUCCCUCAUGGAGGCCUUGAGUGCAGAAAAAGGCGGCUUUUUAUACCUCAAUAGGGUGUUGGUCAUCCUCUUACAGACCUUAUUACAGGACGAAAUAGCAGAAGACUACGGUGAACUGGGAAUGAAGCUGUCGGAGAUCCCGCUGACUCUGCAUUCUGUUUCAGAGCUGGUGCGGCUCUGCCUGCGCAGGUCUGACGUUCAGGAGGAAAGCGAGGGCUCCGACGCAGAUGACAAUAAGGAUUCGGCGCCGUUUGAGGACAAUGAGGUACAAGAUGAGUUCCUAGAGAAGCUGGAGACCUCGGAGUUUUUUGAAUUAACGUCAGAGGAGAAGCUGCAAAUCUUGACCGCGCUCUGCCACCGCAUCCUCAUGACGUACUCGGUGCAGGACCACAUGGAGACCAGACAGCAGAUGUCGGCGGAGCUGUGGAAGGAGCGGCUUGCUGUCCUGAAGGAAGAGAAUGAUAAGAAGAGAGCAGAGAAACAGAAAAGGAAAGAAAUGGAAGCCAGAAACAAGGAAAACGGGAAAGAGGAGAAUGGGCUAGGCAAACCGGAUAGGAAGAAAGAGGUGGUGAAGUUUGAGCCCCACGUGGACCUGGGAGCCGAAGACAUGAUCAGCGCCGUGAAGAGCCGGCGGCUGCUCGCCAUCCAGGCCAAGAAGGAGCGUGAGAUCCAGGAGAGAGAGCUGAAAGUGAAACUAGAACGCGAAGCUGAAGAAGAACGAAUACGAAGGCACAAGGCAGCUGCUGAGAAGGCUUUCCAGGAGGGAAUUGCCAAGGCAAAGCUAGUCAUGCGUAGGACUCCUAUUGGUACAGAUCGAAACCAUAACAGGUACUGGCUCUUCUCAGAUGAAGUUCCGGGAUUGUUCAUUGAAAAAGGCUGGGUGCAUGACAGCAUCGACUAUCGAUUCAGUCACCGCAAAGACCGUGCGGACCCUGCUGAUGAAGAUUACUGUCCCCGGAGUAAGAAAGCAAACCUAGGCAAAAAUGCAAGCAUGAGCACACAUCCUGGACCAGCGGCAGAAGUGGCUGUAGAGACCACCGUACCCAAGCAAGGCCAGAAUCUAUGGUUUUUAUGUGAUAGUCAGAAGGAACUGGAUGAGUUGCUAAAUUGCCUUCACCCUCAGGGAAUAAGAGAAAGUCAACUUAAAGAGAGACUCGAGAAGAGGUACCAGGACAUCAUUCAUUCUAUUCAUCUGGCCCGGAAGCCGAAUUUGGGUCUAAAAUCCUGUGAUGGCAACCAGGAGCUUUUAAACUUUCUUCGUAGUGAUCUCAUUGAAGUUGCAACUAGGUUACAAAAGGGGGGACUUGGUUAUGUGGAAGAAACAUCGGAAUUUGAAGCCCGGGUGAUCUCGUUAGAGAAACUGAAGGAUUUUGGUGAGUGUGUGAUUGCCCUACAAGCCAGCGUCAUAAAGAAGUUUCUCCAAGGCUUCAUGGCUCCCAAGCAGAAGAGGAGAAAGCUCCAAAGUGAAGAUUCAGCAAAGAUGGAGGAGGUGGACGAAGAGAAGAAGCUGGCGGAGGAGGCGGAGGUCGCAUCUGCUCUGGAAAAGUGGAAGACGGCGAUCCGUGAGGCUCAGACUUUCUCCCGGAUGCACGUGCUGCUUGGGAUGCUGGACGCCUGCAUUAAGUGGGACAUGUCCGCAGAGAAUGCUCGAUGCAAAGUUUGUCGAAAGAAAGGUGAGGACGACAAGCUGAUCUUGUGCGAUGAAUGUAAUAAAGCCUUCCACCUGUUCUGUCUGAGGCCUGCCCUCUACGAGGUCCCAGACGGCGAGUGGCAGUGCCCUGCUUGCCAGCCUGCGACCGCCAGGCGCAACUCCCGCGGCAGGAAUUACACGGAAGAGUCCGCCUCUGAGGACAGCGAAGAUGAGGACGGCGCUGACGAGGAGGAGGAGGAGGAGGAAGAGGAGGAGGCGGACUACGAGGUGGCCGGGCUGCGAUUGAGACCUCGGAAGACGGCCCGGGCCAAGCAGGGCGGCCUCCCCGCGGCGGCGAGGCCGGGGCGCCGGCCGGGUAAGAAGCCACAUCCCGCCAGGAAGUCUCGGCCGAAGGCGCCGCCUGUGGACGACGCGGAGGUCGAGGAGCUGGUCCUUCAGACCAAGCGGAGCUCCCGGAGGCAGAGCCUCGAGCUGCAGAAGUGUGAGGAGAUCCUCCACAAGAUCGUCAAGUACCGCUUCAGCUGGCCCUUCAGGGAGCCCGUGACCAGAGACGAGGCUGAGGAUUACUACGACGUCGUCACUCACCCCAUGGACUUCCAGACAAUGCAGAACAAGUGUUCCUGUGGGAGCUACCGCUCCGUGCAGGAGUUUCUCGCCGACAUGAAGCAAGUGUUUGCCAAUGCCGAGCUUUACAACUGCCGAGGCAGCCACGUGCUGACCUGCAUGGUGAAGACCGAGCAGUGUCUGGUGGCUCUGCUGCAUAAACACCUGCCCGGCCAUCCGUACGUCCGCAGGAAACGCAAGAAGUUUCCCGAUCGGCUUGCUGAAGAUGAAGGGGACAGUGAGUCCGAGCCCAUUGGACAGUCCAGGGGACGAAGGCAGAAGAAAUAGAGGCGGGGCCCUGGUGACGGUAGCCGUGAGUGCCAUUCCGCAUUCGGUGUUCACCAGCAUCAGGAGACACUCGUGCUCUCUGAGUUGUUGCUUUUGGCAGAGUAAAGGGACAUGUCCUGGAGCCAUUCCUGAAUACCCCUCCCCUUCUUUGUGACGGCUCUCGCCCCUCUCCCGCCCCACCUCACCCCUACAAAAUCAAAAACAACAAAAAACUGAAAAAAAAAACUAAAAAACCCACAAAGAACCUAAGGCACUUCAUGUAGAGACUGGAGCCCUGCUUCUCAUCGUGCACGUGACCUUCACCUGGAUGGAUCUGGCCAGAGGGGUGUUGGAGCCCAGCCCACCCACAUACCAGACACAAGCUCUUAGGGGAGCAGAAGAAAAGCAGGAAGAAUUUAAAUGUUUAAUUUUUUUUUAAUUGACUUUUCUAGUUACCGAAAGUUGCUUGUUUCAGCAGUGAUAUUGUAUAAAGAACAUCUUGUAAAAUACUCCUGUCAUCUUGCUUUGGCACAUGUACAGUACAGUUUAUACGAUAACGUGUUUGCUUUACUUCGCCCGGCUCCUCCCUCAGCCCGUCCUCCGCGGGGCAAGCGGCGGGACCCGGCGGGGCGGGGACGUCCCUCUGCCUGCCCUGGCAGCCAUUUCUGCCUCCUCCAUCUCCAGCCGCCUCCUCCCUCCUCCCGAGCCUGUUCUGAGCCUGUUCUGGACUCGGAUGCGGAUGCAGAUGUGGAGCUCCCCGAUCGAGAAACUGAAUCUGGCAGGGUCCGGGGCCCUCCGGGGCGGGGGGGGGGGGCGGGGGGGAGGCUCCGCCCGGCCCCUCCCGCUGGCGCCAGUCCUUCUAGUGAGGCGGGACUUCGUGGUCUUUCCCUUUUAUGGCAGAUUUUGAUAAAAAUGCAAAACAGGGUUUAAUUUUCUUUUCUAUCAGCUUUGAAUUUAGAAAAUGUGAGCACCUCAGCUCCUCUGUACCUAUUUAAGUUAAGGGAAAAGCUGUCCACCAAGGGGACUGCAGCUCCGAGAACUUGAGAAUGAAGCCUCUUAAUACAGAACUUCAAGGUGUGGUCCCUGCCUCACCCCGCCUGCCCUGCCUGGAGGCUGGGGGUCUGCUCCAGUGGCUGCUGGAUGGGGUUCCGGCCCCUGCUCCCACAGGCUCGGGCUUAGCACUGAUGCUCCAGUUCCAUUAUCCCAGCCGCCGGCACCGCGCGCCGCCUCUGACCCCAGAGCCGGUCUGUUCUUGUUCGCAGUGAGACUCCCGUGUUCCCACUUCAGUGACACCUGAACUGUUUGUGGUUGGUUUUUUUUUUUUUUUUUUCUAAUUGUCUUUAGGGAGGAAGGGCCCCAUUAAAGGGUAAACUUGUAAUAAAUUGGAAUUUCAAAUAAACAUUAUGUACUUGUGUUUAUAAAGAAGAAA